CUGAAAACGAACAGAUACUCCCAUUGGCUAUCCUGCAAAACUUUGCAUAGCUCAUCCCCGCCAUAUAUGGCGACGUUAAUCCAUGAUUUUAACUUCAAGAACCAAACAGAAGCCGUUAGCUCCACAACCAUGGUUUCUGAUUCUUGGAACCCCAUGGCCAAAGCUCAAGAAGCUAAGCUACACAUAGCUAUGUUCCCAUGGCUAGCCUUUGGUCACAUAAUUCCAUUUUUAGAAUAUGCCAAAUUCUUAGUCCAAAAGGGUCACAGAAUUUCCUUCAUUUCCACCCCGAAAAACAUCGACCGCCUCCCGAAAAUCCCACCAGAACUAGCUACUUCUAUCACCUUAGUUAAAAUUCCACUACCCAAAGUUAAAGGGCUCCCUGAAAAUGCGGAGGCCACUAUGGAUGUUCGCACCGAAGAUGUUGAGCAUCUCAAGAAAGCCUAUGACGGGCUCCAACCCGAGUUGACUCGUUUCUUGGAGGACUCAGUUCCUGACAUGAUUAUUUACGACUUCGCCCCUUAUUGGCUGCCUGAAGCCGCUGCUAAGCUUGGGAUUUCUCGUGUCUAUUUUUGUAUCUUCAACGCUUGGUUUUUUGCAUUUUUUGGGCCAACCGAUAUGAUGGUGGACGGGCCAGAUCCCAGGAAAAAGGCGGAGGAUUUCUUGGUCCCACCUAAGUGGGUCCCGUUUAAGAAUAAAGUGGCUUACAAGCCGUUUGAGGCGAACUGGAUGUUGAGCUCCGCUGAAAGGAAUGUCUCCGGCGUUUCCGAUAUUUACCGCGCCGGCAAAGUCGUGGCCGGCUCUGACUCGAUUCUAAUAAGGCACUGCCAAGAGUUCGAAGGCGCGUGGUUAAAUUUGCUUGGAGAGCUUCAUCAAAAGCCGUUUAUUCCACUCGGCUUAAUGCCACCGCCGACUCACGUCAACGGCUCAGACGAGAAAAAUGAAACAUGGGAUUUCAUUAGCUCAUGGCUUGAAAUUCAAGAAAGAGGCUCAGUAAUUUACGUUGCAUUGGGGAGCGAGGUGGCACUGAAUCAAUCCCAUGUGACUCAGUUGGCACUCGGAUUGGAGUCAUCGGGGUUGCCAUUCUUUUGGGCUUUAAGGAAACCAGCCGGGUCAAACGAGCCCUUUGAGUUGCCAGAUGGGUAUGAAGAGCGAGUCAAGGGAAGGGGGCUCGUGUGGAAAGGAUGGGCACCGCAGAUGAGGAUACUGAGUCAUGAAUCGGUGGGAGGGUUCUUGACUCACUGUGGUUGGAGUUCCUGCGUGGAGGGGAUUCUGUUUGGGCUUCCUCUUGUUAUGCUGCCCUUCUUGGUGGAUCAAGGGCUUAAUGCUAGGGUUCUAGACGAUAACGGAGUUGGGAUAGAAGUUCCAAGAGAUGAGGAAACCGGGUCGUACAAGAGUGACUCUGUGGCCGAGUCAGUGAGGCUGAUCAUGGUUGAAAAUGAUGGGAAGAGACGCAGAGAAAGGGCAAAGGAAUUAAGUUUGAUUUUUGGAGACAGAGAAUUACAUAAUUCAUACUUAGAAAAAUCUAUUGUUUGAGUUUUUAUGUCAGUACGAAAACUAGAGAAAAAAAGAAAAGAAAAAGAAAGCCACGCAAUCACUUACAUAGGAGUUGUAGCCUACGUUUAGAACAAAUAAAUGGAACUUUUUUUUUCUUUUCCUUUUUUAGAAAUAAAUGGGAUUUUGUUUGAGGAUAUGUGCUUAU
Molecule: messenger RNA, 1699 nt
Organism: Coffea eugenioides
Lineage: Eukaryota; Viridiplantae; Streptophyta; Magnoliopsida; Gentianales; Rubiaceae
Product: putative UDP-rhamnose:rhamnosyltransferase 1
Exons: 1
Coding region: 67-1533 (488 amino acids)
Molecular function (GO): UDP-glycosyltransferase activity
Source: RefSeq, a predicted model, not a curated record